AUGUUGGUGGCUGGAUUUCUAAAAGGAUUGGGAAUUUAUACUCUUGUUCAUUCCUAUAAAUACACAAACAUCCUACAAGCAGCUAGCAAGAGUACUUCAUACCAGAGUCUUGCAAUCUUAUUCCGCAUCCUCAUCAUGGUUCUGAAAUCGAUGAACAUUUUGGCAAUACUUUUGCUCUCAUUUUUAGCAUCCACCGCUGUAGCUGAUCAAUCCAAUGUCUUCGAUGUGACAAGCUCAAAAUAUGGUGGAAAGCCCAACUCGGAUAUUUCAAAGGCAUUGACAAUGGCAUGGACAGAUGCGUGUGCAUCAACGUCAACGAGUACUGUCCUUGUUCCGAGGGGAACAUGCAAGUUAUUACAAGCAAAAUUUGAAGGUCCUUGCAAGGCUCCUAUUCAGUUUCAGCUCCAAGGAACAUUGCAGGCUCCGAAAGACCGGAGCCAACUCGAUGACUUUUGGAUUUCCUUUAACAACAUCGACAUGCUCACCUUGUCCGGCGGUGGAACUAUCGACGGACAAGGAGCCCUUUCUUGGAAGGAGAAUCAUGACUCUACUCCCGUUGAUAUUUGGUUCCAAACUGUCAACAAUUCCACAAUUAGCGACAUAGCUUCGAUCGACAGCGCAAAGUUCCACAUUAGUGUUCAUGGCUGCAACAACGUUACGUUCCAACGGCUCACCAUCACAGCACCCGAAGACAGUCCUAACACCGACGGAAUCCACAUCUCUAGUUCGACCAAGAUCACAGUCUCCGACUCCUACAUUGCAACCGGUGACGAUUGUGUUUCAAUUGGCGAUGGCUCCAACCAAAUCCUAGUGUCCAACAUUACUUGCGGACCAGGUCAUGGAAUAAGCAUAGGCAGUCUAGGAAAGUAUCCAGACGAACAGCCGGUGGUCGGCGUCACGGUCAAGAACUGCACGCUUACCGGCACAAGCAACGGCGCGAGAAUCAAGACGUGGCCCGAUUCUCCGGCAACAAGCGUUGCUUGUAAUAUACUCUUCCAAGACAUGGUCAUGGUGAAUGUGAAGAACCCUGUCCUCAUCGACCAGAACUACUGUGACAAAGGCAAGUCGUGUAAGCAAAUAAUUCCAUCCAAAGUCCAGAUCAGUAACGUGACGUUCAAGGAUAUCAGGGGCUCGUCUUCGUCUCCGGUUGCCGUCAAGCUCGACUGUAGUCACAGCGCGCCGUGCCAGAAUGUGGAGCUGUCCGAUAUUGAUCUCACGUACAGUGGAGACAAAAAAGACGAAAUCACGUCCGAGUGUAAUAAUGUCAAACCGAGAAUUACCGGCAUGACUAGGGCUCUUGCUUGUGCCAAUCUAGGUGACAUACCAAUAGAUAAUUCACCGCCGCCGUCAACUUCACCGCCUCUUCCACCGCCGCUGCCGGCUUCACCUCCUCUUCCACCAUUUUCGCCUCCUCUUUCACCGCCGGCGCCAUUUGUUUUACCUUCUCAACCACCAUCUUCACCUCCUCUUUCGCCGCCGGAGCCAUUUAUUUCACCUUCACCGCUACCAUCUGUACCUCCUCUUUUGCCGCCGCCAUUCGUUUUACCUUCUCCGCCACCAUCUUCACUGCCUCUUUCGCCGCCGGCGCCAUUUGUUUUACCUCCACCGCCACCAUCUUUACCUCUUCUUUUGCCGCCUCCAUUAGUUUCACCUUCUCCUCCACCAUUUUUACUGCCUCUUUCGCCGCCACCAUUCGUAUCACCUCCUCUUCCGCCGAUGGUGGACACACCUCCUCCCCCUACGGUAGCAUCAGACGAUUCGUCUCCGCCGAUAAUAAUGGUGUAUGGGUAUCCAUAUCCUCUGUCUCAUACUGAUGAUGGUGGUUUUGGACCAACAUCGUCCGCCGCCGGCAGUAUUUUGGGGCAAAAACCGACGGUCAAAGUGAUGGUGCUUAGUUCCGCCCUGGCUUUGUGGUUGCUGCACGCCUUGUUAUGA
This is a messenger RNA of Rosa chinensis, 1935 nucleotides long. RefSeq names its product exopolygalacturonase. Gene Ontology annotation, biological process: carbohydrate metabolic process. Gene Ontology annotation, molecular function: polygalacturonase activity. Lineage: Eukaryota; Viridiplantae; Streptophyta; Magnoliopsida; Rosales; Rosaceae. The record is from RefSeq and is a predicted model, not a curated record. The transcript has a single exon. The coding region runs from base 1 to 1935 and encodes 644 amino acids.